This is a messenger RNA of Biomphalaria glabrata, 1494 nucleotides long. RefSeq lists its product as uncharacterized. Bases 318 to 890 code for a protein of 190 amino acids. The transcript is spliced from 3 exons. The record is from RefSeq and is a predicted model, not a curated record. Lineage: Eukaryota; Metazoa; Mollusca; Gastropoda; Planorbidae.
CCAAUGAUAUUGUCGAGACGUCCACACACGAAGAAGACGCUUUCUCCAGCCAAUCGUAAAUGAAGAAUUUCGAAAUGAUUAAUUUGACUUGCUCGUGGUUUCCAGCCCUGACCUACAUAAAAAUAUUCAUCUCAAAACUGAGUCAUUUCCACUUGCAGGUCACUAUUGAGAAAACGUCUUGUUAUAAAUCCCUUCGUUUUGCACAAAGCCAUUGGACACUUUUGUUCCCAGUCGAAUCCAGUCUGACAGAGUAUUGAAGUAGUUUCCAAGCCAUUCCAAUCUCACAAAGUAUUGAACUAGUUAACUUGAGCAAGCAAAUGGAACUCAUUACCAGGUGUAGUGAAGAUGGUCCAGAUUGGGUUUCCCCAACUACAAUCCUCAUGGAUUUUCAAUAUGAAGAAACAUUUGGAGACCAAUCAAUCAUAACACCAAUUUCAAGGGAAUGCACUCGGUCAAGAAAACGAAAACGCUCAACAUCCAGAAAACGAAUCUCUGUACCUACGCCGAUGAUACAGAAAAAAAAGAGGACUUUGAAGCAAAGAAUCGUUGAUCGUCAAGAAAGAUACCUUUACAUUCCCAAGAAACGAAGACUAGAGCUCACGGAUGAAGACAGAAGGGAAGCUACCAAACUAGGCCUUUUACAAGAAGCAGUGCAUGUUAUGUGCUUGUGUAAAGCUAUUAUGCGCUCCAUCAUGGCAGAACGUCCAGGGUUGGCAUUGUCCAUUAAACGUGCUUGCCAGUACAAACUGUUCAUCAGAAUAAUUGACUUAAUGAAUGAAUUCAAUCUACUUAUAAAAGCAUUGGUCAAACUGGAUUUGAAUAUCAACAUUAUCCUUGACAGAAACAGAGAAAAUCGGACGCGUUUGGACUUUCAGAUAGAUCCUGUAUAAUUAUUUGUUCCUACUAGCGUUAUUUGCUGGUGUUUAACCUGAAACGAAAAUCUAGUUUAGUCAGGAAGGGAUUUUCUUUUAAAAAGGUCAAUGCAAUAUUUUACAGAAACUAAAUUUUUACAAACAUUUUAUUUUUGUCUUUUUUUUAAAAAUUAGUCAUAACUAUUUUAUCUUUUAAAAAUGCAUUUUCUAAUAUAUACACUUAAUAUUCCCUAUGUAAAAAAAUGUUAUGGUAAAAGAUUAAUUUUAUAAUAGUGCCUGGUAUAAAUUUCUUAUGUGAAGUUCAGUAAAAGCCUAGAAAAGGUAGAUCUAUAUAAACUAUACUUGGUCUGAAGUGUACAUGCUUAGUAGUGUUGUGAAAACAGAUAUUGCCAUAGUUACUCUUUAAUGUUUCUUUCUGAUAGAUGUGUUCAGUAUUUGUUUGUUCACAUUUUAUGUUUAAUCUCGUUGCUUUAAACUUAUAUUUUGUUGUGUAGAUACAUUGAUAGACUAUAAUUUUGAUAUUUUAUAAAUUUUUAGGUCAUGUUAAAUUCUUUCUCGAGGUUGCAAAAUAUGUAUAUUAGCGAAUUAAAUAUUUCAUAAUAAAAUGGACUUGUACAUUUAA